CCUACUGGUGGUUCCUCCCUGUCUGAUCUUUUCCCCGCUGCUCUUGGAUAUCCUGAUACCGCCAUAGCCUGAAUACUCGCACAUCACGGCCGCGGUUCGACCUCUCAGUGCAGUGUGCAAACCCGGGUGCUGUCCUGAAGCAACGACAUGGGGCUCAUGCCAGGCGACCAUUCUAGUUAUCACUUAGUCUACUACUGCUCGGGACAUGGAUAUGGACAUGCUACGCGAGUGUCCGCCUUCGCGCGUCACUUGCUGAGCCUGGAUCCGCCUCCUACUGUGCACAUUGUCUCGUCUGCACCCAAACAGGUGUUUACAGACAGUGUAGCUGUCGGUGCAUUGUACAGGAACGCAGACAUCGACCCUGUGAUUGUACAGCCAUUAGCGUAUCGUGUCGACCGUCAGAAGAGCGUGGAAGUACUCCAGUCUUUCCUGCGCAAGAAGGACAUGAAGGUCCUAGAAGAAUCACAAUGGCUGAAGGAUAUAGGUGCCGAUUGCGUUCUCAGCGAUGCCGCAUUUCUCGGAUGUCUAGCUGCUCACCAAGCUGGGAUACCUUCCGUCCUGAUCAGCAACUUCUCCUUCGACUCAGUGUACAGUUACCUGUCUACUCCGUUCAUUGAUGCACCGCCUACUCCGGAACCAGACCUCUUCGACGGUCUUCCUGCACAAGUAGCUAUGGCUCUUCCACCGGACAUACCGAUAUCUGAAGAGACCCUGGCACCUCUGGUGGACGAGAUCCUAUCUGGCUUUCGCUGUGCAGACUUGCUACUUAGACUGCCAGGAGCUAUCCCUAUGCCGUCUUUCUCUGUUCUGCCUGGGCUUCCGUCUCCGAGCUGGGUCGACCUCAACACGCGAACCUUCACUGAGGAAGUCAUCACGCAUCUCAAGGAGCCUCCGUCAUCUCAUCUCCUCCAUCCAUGCACGGAGUUUUCCGACCAAUAUGCUUCAAAAUCUCUGCCUCGCACGGCCAUCUCUGCACCUCUGCUAGUUCGCUCGCCCAACCCCUCAGUGUAUACUGCCGAAGGUCGCCGGCGUCUCCUCAACAUCGUCGGGGUACCUCCGUACCUACACAAUCCAGAGCAAAUCAAGAUCCUGGUAGUCUCUUUUGGAGGACAAGUAUUCCGCAAGCCUUCUAGUCGGAUCCACAGUCGCUCUCCCUCGCGCGCAGGCACCCCCGGAGCGUUCGCGUCCGCCAUGACAAAGUCGCUGAACGGCAUCCAGCGAGAAGUAGCCCUGUCCAAACCGUCUGACUUGUCGAAGGAGUACUUCCCUGAUCCAGCUCGACUCGCUGCAGCGCUGCGGUCUACCAGCCUCUUCGAUGGCCCUGCCUCCGUCGCGGCGUCUCCGGGCCUUCCUCCUCCUAAGCCUAUGACCACGGGUCGUGCCUCCUCGCUGAAGAUCCCUGGUGCACCGCCUGUUGCAGUCCCUAUGUCUCCGCCUAACAAGUUUGCUAGCAAGUCUCCUGGAAAGCUGUCUCUUCCAGCACUGCACACCAUCCCGCCCUCUCCGGUGCUGGCAAGGGAGGUCAAAGCCCAAGACACUUACCCUGGCUGGUCGUCUUCUGUGGAAGAAGAAAAUGAAGAGGACCUCCCGCGUCUGCUGCCGGAUGACACCUGGGUCGCUAUUGUCUGUGGCGUGUCGAAGGAAUGGGGAAGGGAGAAUGGCGAGGAGCUUCCUCCGGGUUUCUACGUCGCUCCUCGCGAUAUCUACAUGCCGGAUCUGACUGCGGUGGCGGACGCGCUGUUGGGCAAGCUGGGAUACGGUACAGUAUCGGAGUGCGUAGAUGCCUGCACACCCUUUGUCUAUGUGCCUCGUCCCCUAUUCAUCGAAGAGCACGGCCUCCGCUUGCUCCUGGAAUCAGAGGGUGUAGGCGUUGAACUAUCCAGGAGUUACUACGAGAAGGGCGAGUGGGCCGACGCGGUCCAAGAAGCAUACGUCAGAGGCAGAGACGCGAAAGCCAAGAAACGGCAGGAAGGGGAGACGGGAAAGAGACGGAAGGAAGGCAGGGAGAUGGCAAGAGGUCUCCUAGACUGGCUCGACAGAUGGAAGGCCGGGACACGCGCCAUGGAUCCAGAUCCUCAAGCUGAGGAAGACACCGCGGACAUAGGUCACGAUAACGAAUAGAGGGUUCGCUAGGAUUGCAUGAUUGUUACUUUACACUGUAUCUCUAUUCCCCUGUAGAGCAAGUGUCCCCUUCAAUACGACGUUAUAGACUAGUGUAGAUACCGUAGCUUAUUGCGUUGGUCAAGCAUGUUGUAGAUGAAUUGUAUACCCUCCGUGAAGCCAAGAAAUAUGCAUGUUGACCGUCUGGACAGCCAUCAGUUGCCUCCGUGGAACAAACCAUCGGGAAUGUCACAGCUGCCCAACCUGGGUGGCACAGCAGGAGCCGGCUCCACCAUGAGCUGCAGCAGUCGUCAGCAGACUG
Fomitopsis serialis is the source of this 2422-nucleotide messenger RNA. RefSeq lists its product as uncharacterized. Bases 148 to 2121 code for a protein of 657 amino acids. The record is from RefSeq and is a predicted model, not a curated record. NCBI's taxonomy places the organism in Eukaryota, Fungi, Basidiomycota, Agaricomycetes, Polyporales, Fomitopsidaceae. The transcript has 7 exons.